UUACAUCAAAAUGGCACCUGGUUUUGGCUCCACAGCCGACAAUGUUUAUGUCCUACCAGGUCUUAUCAGUAAUAAGAAAAGUUUUAAAGGCGGUAAUUUGUUGAGAAGGCCAAGAGCUCCUAAGAUACUACCGGAACUAAGUGCAGCCAAUGACAAAGAUGACAUUGAAAAUAAAUAUCUAGAUUUAGCAAAACCAGGUCAAGACAGUAACUCUAUCAUCAGACUUUUCCAAGAUGCUUUUGAACUUGAGGCACUUCAGGAUGUUAUUGUUGAUCCAACACUCCUUGCAAGUGGUGGUAGCCGAGAACCAAGUUUGGCUUCUCCUCCUCCGCCCUCAGAGUCUGAUAAAGUUCACAAGACUCGUCAAUCUCUUGAUAAUUCUAGGUCUGCCCAGAUGAGACUGUGGCAGCAGCCCCUUGAGCGAAAUGCUUUUUUCAUUGAAAAAGAUGAUUUAAAAUAUAUCCUUGACCCACUUUUAAGAGGUAAGACAAGUUUAGGGACAUACGUUGAUGGCAAAAGUCUUGCCAAGCCAUUCAAAUCUAGAGGUCCUGAUCCACUGCCUAGACGACCACCUAGGAGGCCAGUUGACCUACGCCUGAAUUAUGAUGUGGAUGACCCAAGGUACUUUCAGCCACCAGCUUUUACUCUUGAAUAUUUUGUUUACAAAUUAGCUGAGAAAGCAAACAUGUCUGUACCAAGAGUGCGAAAAGUUGUAUAUUCCAGGCAUAAUGUUAAAAAGCUGACUGAUAUGCUGGCCAGGGAGAUAAACCCUCCAUCACAGAGCCAGCUGUACACUAUCACAGUUGAUGGUACAAAUGUGCCAGCCAAAGAGAACAGAAUACCUCGAAGACAGCUGCUGUAUGAGAUGGCAGCUUUGCUGAAGCUUCACAUCAAGGAAAUGACAGGAUCAGAGAUGAAGUCCACGAUCAGACCUGUGUCCAAGUUUAGUUCACAUCCUUCAGCUACAAACAAGCCUAGCACAGAAAUAGUUUUGUAUGAAGACGAUGCUGCCUUAAGAGCGUCUGCAGCCUCUAGAAUCAUACAACAAACAGAAGCGCCUGGUGUUGAUGCCGUUUUGCACUCUACACACUCUCGAUAUUUUGAGGGAUCAGGGAGAAGCAGAUCACCUUUUGCUGUGCCAGAGGAGGAGUCUAUUACCCCAUCUGAAUUGGCUAUAUUGGACACUCUCAUGUCUGGCGGAACAGCCUUAAGCUUGAAGGCUCAUUUCAUAGACACUUUGCCUGAUAUCACGCCCAUGUCUACAACAUUAGUCUAUCUGAACUUGAGUUUCAACAACUUUCAGUAUUUUCCUCUUGAGGUCCUGGACAUAAGUAAUCUAGAAAUAUUAAAGCUACGCAACAAUCCAUUGACUGAGUUACCUCCUGACAUCAUCAAGCUUAAGAAACUGAGGGUUUUAAUUGUGUCUUUCUGUUUACUUACAGCAUUGCCUUUACCAUUAUUUGAAAUGCCAGCUCUAGAAGAUCUUGGACUCAAUUAUAAUAAACUUACAUCACUGCCAAAUGAAAUCUCUUUACUACGGACAUUAAAAGUUCUGGACUUAGAAGGCAACCAGCUUCAUGCCUUGCCUGCUGGCUGUCUGACCCUGCCUCACCUGACCCAUCUCAACCUCAGGAAUAAUUUCAUGCACCCUUUGUUUUGGAAGGACCACUCAAAGAAUAAACCCCAGAGGCUACUUGAUCUAUCUUGUGUUCAAGUCUACAAGUCAAACUUACAUAAGAACCUUGACCUUGAAUUGAGAAAAGAUUUCAUCUCUUUACUGAGCAGAGUAGAAAUAUGUGAUUGCUGUAAGGGGCCCAGGUUUGGGCCAGGACUAAGAACCAUCUGUGCAGUACCAAGACUUUUCUCCAUCAAAAAUGUGCCAUUUUCAUUUAGAGCCUGUACUCCAGAGUGUCUGAUGAGUUUCAAGGGAAUGAACUCUGAGAAAUUGAAAAACUUUCUCUACUCUCAAUAAUGUUCAUUUUAUAAGAACAAAUUAAAAACAAAAGCUAUAUAAAUUGACUGUUGAUCUAUUUACAAACUACUAACAUAUACAGUUAUCAAAAUAGAAUAAGGCAUGGCUAUAAAAUAAUGUUUGGUGUCACAAGGUUUGAUUUAAAGUAAUGUUAUCAAAUUGCUGUCUCCUAUAAUCUCAAAAAAGCAAUUCACUAAUUGAGGCACAAUUAGUUAUGACCUCAGUUUUUUUAACAGUUCAUGUACAGUUUUUCCAUGUUUCUGAGAGUCGUCUUCACCAAUGCAUUAAAUAAUAUCAUUUGAAGACAAAACAUCAUCUCAAGCAAAGAUCUGAAAAGAAGGAAACACACUCCCUUUGACAGACCUACACUUUCUUUUACCCUCCCUGUCCGAUUUUAAAAUUGCACUCUCUAUGCACUCAAUAAUGUUUUGAUAAAUAGGCUAGUAUUAUCCAAGUAACAAAGGGACAUAAUCUUAUUACAAAAUUUUGUAUGGCAUGUCUCCAUCCUACUUUAGCAUACCGGUACUAGGUGCCCUUUGGUCCAACCUUUUUUGGGCGUGAAGGAGGGGUCAUCUAGAGGAAGGUUUUCAUGUUGCCUUUAGGCGCUCAGCCAAUACAAUUCAGCUCAAGUAAAGUCUUAAAUGAAACAAGCUUGAUCUCCAAUGUUGUUAGAACUCCAGCCCUGUUAGUGAGGUAGCCAAUCACUUCAUGACACUUGGCUCUAAGAAUUGCUGUGAAUGUGUUCUUAAAGACAGACUAGAUGUAUAUGCAAUAUGUAGAUUUUGCUGGAAGUAAACUGUAGAACAUUGUUUUGUUAAUUUAGCUUACCUUUUUUAAAGAGGUAAAAAAGAGAAUAGAAUGCCUAUGACUGCUCAGCUAAAUGCCAAAACAUACUAUAAUCGUACUAUUUUUAAAACGCUCACUGUUGUCUUGGCCUAUUGUAACUCUGCGUAUCUUGGAUGUCUAGAACAUUUUUUUAAAAAAGAUUUUGAUUUCAUGUUUAGGUUUUUGUAUUUUGACAGAGAUAAGUUAAGAUUCAUCCAUUGUUUAAUUUUUUUGUUUUCCAUUGCUGUUUGAAAUUACUUUUAAAGAAAAAUCAUUUUUGAAGUGUGAUAUUUUACCAAAUAUUUGGAUUAUUUUACAUGUGCUUGUGAUAUGAAUUACUAUAUCCUAGCCUGGACGACAGGAAAUGGAAGCAGGUAGCAUUUAAACCCAGGACCAUAGAGAUAACCAAACGACAGUCUAGAGCACCACACAAACAAUCAUCCAGGAUUCACUAGUAAUAAUUAGUGUGCCAAAGGCAUUCAGGCUAAUUGGAUUUUUUCUUUAAUAAAAACAGGUUGUUGUUUUUCUGUCUUCUUCUUGCUCUCCUGUGAUUAUUCUAUUUGCCACAGAACUUGAACUCUUAUUCUUGCUUGUUUAAAUGCAUUCAUGUCAUAGACUCUGUGAUGUUUUGAUUGUAAUCCUACACUAUUAUAAAUAAAAUAUCAAGUUAAC
Molecule: messenger RNA, 3469 nt
Organism: Biomphalaria glabrata
Lineage: Eukaryota; Metazoa; Mollusca; Gastropoda; Planorbidae
Exons: 11
Coding region: 11-1972 (653 amino acids)
Molecular function (GO): protein binding
Source: RefSeq, a predicted model, not a curated record